Monopterus albus (swamp eel) is the source of this 2473-nucleotide messenger RNA. Its product is annotated as potassium voltage-gated channel subfamily D member 2-like. Bases 1 to 1692 code for a protein of 563 amino acids. Gene Ontology annotation, biological process: protein homooligomerization; action potential; potassium ion transmembrane transport. NCBI's taxonomy places the organism in Eukaryota, Metazoa, Chordata, Actinopteri, Synbranchiformes, Synbranchidae. Gene Ontology annotation, cellular component: voltage-gated potassium channel complex; neuronal cell body; dendritic spine. Gene Ontology annotation, molecular function: protein binding; A-type (transient outward) potassium channel activity. The transcript has 6 exons. The record is from RefSeq and is a predicted model, not a curated record.
AUGAAAAGAGCUCCAGGAGCAGCAUGGCAGCAGGAACGGCGGGGGGGGCGGCCGUUCGCCCCGCCGGCGGACACGCUGGAGCGGUACCCGGACACCCUGUUGGGCAGCUCGGAGCGGGACUUCUUCUUCCAUGAGGAGAGCAGCGAGUACUUCUUCGACCGCGACCCUGACAUCUUCCGACACAUCCUCAACUUUUACCGAACCGGGAAGCUGCACUACCCGCGGCAGGAGUGCAUCUCCGCCUACGACGAAGAGCUGGCCUUCUUCGGCAUCAUCCCGGAGAUCAUCGGGGACUGCUGCUAUGAGGAAUACAAGGACCGGCGGCGGGAGAACCAGGAGCGGAUCCAGGAUGAUGAGGAGACAGACCAGACCAACGAGCUGGUCUCCGCGGACAUGAGUUUCCGGGAGUCAAUGUGGCGGGCCUUUGAGAACCCGCACACCUCCACCAUGGCGCUGGUCUUCUACUAUGUCACCGGUUUCUUCAUCGCCGUGUCGGUGCUCGCCAACGUGGUGGAGACGGUCCCGUGCGGCACCGCGCCGAACCGCGUCAAGGAAGUGUCAUGCGGUGAGCGGUACGAGCUGGCAUUUUUCUGUCUGGACACCGCGUGCGUCAUGAUCUUCACGGUGGAGUAUUUGCUGCGCCUGCUGGCUGCGCCUAGCCGCUUCAAGUUUGUGAAGAGCGUGAUGAGCAUCAUCGACGUGGUGGCCAUCAUGCCCUACUACAUCGGCCUCGUUAUGAGGGACAAUGAGGACGUGAGCGGCGCCUUCGUCACCCUGCGUGUCUUCAGGGUGUUUCGGAUUUUCAAAUUCUCGCGGCACUCUGUUGGACUUCGCAUCCUGGGCUACACGCUAAAGAGCUGCGCGUCGGAGCUCGGCUUCCUGCUCUUCUCCCUCACUAUGGCCAUCAUCAUCUUCGCCACCGUCAUGUUCUACGCAGAGAAAGGAUCCAGCGGUAGCAAGUUCACCAGCAUCCCGGCCGCCUUCUGGUACACCAUCGUCACCAUGACGACGCUGGGAUAUGGCGACAUGGUACCGAGGACCAUCAUGGGGAAGAUCUUUGGCUCAAUCUGCUCUCUGAGUGGCGUGCUGGUCAUUGCCCUGCCUGUCCCCGUCAUCGUCUCCAACUUCAGCCGCAUCUACCACCAGAGCCAGAGAGCUGAGAAGAGACGUGCACAGAAGGUGUCCAAGAAGGCAGGGCAAGCACUGUUGUGUAGGAAGACAGGCCCCACCUUUGAGGUGCUGCAUCAUCACCUCCUGCACUGCCUGGAGAAGACCACGAACCACGAGUUUGUGGAUGAGAAGACAUAUGAGGCGAGCUGCAGGGAGAUGACUCUGGUCAAGCAGGUGUCUCGCUCUUCCUCCACCUCCUCCUCACCUCGCAGCCUCACCUCCUGCUGCACCCGCAAGAAGAGGAAGACCUUCAACGUCUCAAACUCCAACAUGUCUGUGGGUCUGCAGGGCGGCAUCCAGGAGCUCAGCACCAUCCAGAUAAGGGAGAGGCCGAUCGCCAACAGUCGGUCCAGUCUGAAUGCCAGAUUCGAGGAGACUGUUCCUCUAAACUGUGACCAGCCCUACAUCACUGCCGCCAUCAUCAGCAUGCCCACGCCGCCUGGCACCACGCCAGAAGGCGACAACUCAGCCAGCUCCACUGACUACUCCCAGGCCAACAUCGUCCGGGUCUCAGCGCUCUAGACACAACCACCACAGGCCACUCAGCAGGAGGAUGCCGCGGCUUCAGGGUUCGACAGCCCAGUUCAUGUGUCCAUGCUGGAAGUGACAGGUUGGCUCACAGCUCUUCACUUGCGAGCACAUUGAAACUUACCUACCCCCAGCGUGGGCUGCAAAUUUUCUGCAUUUUCUGUCAAACUUAAGAGUGAAACUGUAGCACUGUGGCUGAUGUCCAUCUCUCUCCGAGACAGCGAAAUCAUGACCAACACGGUGCUGACGAGGUCUGCAAAACUGGUAUAGAUUUCUUAACUCUGAAUGCGUUGUAAAGAAGAGGUCUGUGACGCAGUAGGUGCUGCACUGUGCACCGUCUCACCAGACUCACAGGAGGAAACACAGACCAGUUUGAGCUCUACUAAGCCUAGCUUAACACAAAGAGUGGGAGCAGGGCAAACUGCUGGGGCGCUACAUCUGACUGUCUCUUUCUGCCUGUGUGAAAUAAGAUAAAUACAACAUGUACAAAAUAAAGUGCACGUAAAAUUAGACAAAAUAGACUACAUCUCAUACAGUAGAGUCAGUAAAUAUAUUUACAACAGAGAAAAUUAAAGAGAACCCAAGUCCCUGCCAUCAGUCAGUAUUUUAGGGAUGACAGCCUCAGUCUGUCUGUGCGUGAGCGAAGCGCCCUGUAGCGCCAGCCUGAUGUGGGUUUUUUUAAACCUUUUGAGGCUUUGAAAGAAACCAUAGCUGACCUGAGGCUAACUUCAUGAAUAUAAUAUGUAACUAUAAAACUGGGGCUUGUCUUCAUAUU